Messenger RNA from Psylliodes chrysocephalus, 582 nucleotides. Lineage: Eukaryota; Metazoa; Arthropoda; Insecta; Coleoptera; Chrysomelidae. The record is from the annotation of a GenBank genome assembly.
AUGGCUUUAAAAAGAAGCAAACUUAUUUUGAAACUGGCUACAUCUUUAGCACCAAACACUUUCGUUCAAAAUAGUCAAAAUAUGCAUUGUAAAGGUAACAAAAGCAAUGACAAUGUUUUUACCUUAGAUGAUGCAGAAUCAGUUAAACUUGCAGAGUCCAUUACAAAUAUUGCAGAAGGUAGUGUUAAAAUUGAUGCCAGAUCUGGUAUUCCAGGCGAUGAACAUUUACAUAUAUUAAGUUUUAGACGACAAGUAUACGUUCUUCCUCCCUCGAAGGACUUUGAAUUGCAGACAUCAUUAAUCAUCCCUUUUGACGGCAACGAAAACAGAAUCUUUCUAUCUACAGAUAAAAUGGAGUGCUUCAAUUGCAAGCAACCCGGACACAUCGCUUUAAAUUUCCCAAAUCCUCCAACUAACAACAUACUGUUACAACCCACUCUAUUGGAACAAUCUGAAGAGGUAUCUUCAAAAACAAACUCUGUAAACCUAAUAGAAAGCAAAGAAGUGAAUUCAAAUAAAGACCCGACAAUCCUACAAGAAAAUCAACCUGCUGCAGUUCUGACCUUAGCCCAAAAACGAUAA